AUGUCUGCGCCGCCGUCCACCCGCGGACAACGCGGUGGCAGCUCGACCAGAGGUGGACGAGGGACUCCAUCUCAAUCGACCCGAGGGCGCGGUAGCACUCGUGGAUCUACCACGGUGCGAGGACGAGGGAGAGGCGCAGGUGGAGGCACCGUCACAAGUGCUACAAAUACCAAUGGCGCAGGGCUACUGCAGCGAUUGCGUGCGGGAACAGUCAAAAGAGGCGAUGAAAAUGCGCCCUCGGGCGCUGGAAGAGGACGCGGUGUUGCGAAUGGCUCUCGAGGGCGUGGUCGCGGAUUUGCAAACUUGUCGCAGACAUUCAACGCGACCAAAGCUCAAACUUCCAACCCUGGCUCUCGAGCAGCUUCUCCGGCGCCUGCUUCCCACCGAGACUUUAUGAACUUGGCUUAUAACAAAUUCCAAGCGCUAAAGCAAAGCCGGGAAGAGGAGAGGGCGAAAGCGAUUCGCGAUGGAUUUCUCGCCGAUCCUGAGAAGAAGACCAGCCUGGACAAAGCCAUCACCCCGGUCGGAACGUGCACGGAGAUGUGCCCAGAGUUUGAAAGAGUGGAGCGUAUAGUACAGAACAUGGUUGACAAAGCGGAGAAGGUGCGGAACGAAGAAACUGGCAAGGACAUGCCUGCGGAAGAUCGCAUGGUCAAACGAUUUCGCCGAUCAGCUGCUGGCUACGACGAGCAGCUGCCAUCCGAUAUUCGAACGCCCGAGACUUUGAAACGGACGCUGGACUAUCUCCUCGACAAAGUUAUUGGUGGUGAACGUUUGGCGACCGUCCACAAGUUCGUCUGGGAUCGAACACGAGGAAUCCGCAACGACUUCUCGAUCCAACAGGUCACCAACGUCGAGGACGUCAAGCUUGCCGUCGAUUGUUUCGAGCGAAUAGCGAGAUUCCAUAUCCUGUCGUUGCACCAGCUCUCAAACCCCGACAAUUUGCUGGACGGAGAGAAUUUCGACACCUACCAAGAGAGGGAACAGCUGAACAACACCCUUUUGUCUUUGAUCUACUAUUACGAUGACCAUCGAGGCCGGAUUGACUUUCCCAACGAAGGAGAGUUUCGCGCUUAUCUCGUGAUCUUUGAAAUCCAGGCCCCUGAAAGACCGGACUUGGAAGACCGCAUGCAAUCAUGGCCUGUUGGUCUUCUCAGAGACAAGAGAGUUCAGACGGCACUCAAGCUGUACAGGGCGGCAGGCAACUCGCUCCUCGGCCAAGGGCCUCUUCAGCCAUGGGAAUCUUUCGCUGUCGCUCAGGGCAAAACGGGGAGCUUUUGGAGCCUCUUGGCCUCGGACGCCGUGCCCUACAUCAUGGCCUGCCUGGCUGAGAUUUAUUUCGCCGAAGUCCGUUUUGUUGCCCUGGAUGCAUUGUGGCGCUCAUGCAAGAAAGGCCCUCAGGCCCAACAAGCAAAGUCUCGAGAUUGGACACUGGGCGAGGUUACCAACUUCCUCGGCUUUGAUGCUGAUGAAGAGACCAAGGACUUCUGUGCCGCUUUCGAUCUCUACUUUGCCACGGAUGAGAGUGGCGAGGAGUAUCUGGACGCGACGGCGAACAGUGCUCAAUCGCUCGAUCCGUCCUCGAUCCCGCGACGCCAGGUCUUUUCGCACAGCUUCGUGGAACGGAAACGGUACCGCCGAACACUGACCUCCAUCAUCAAUGGAACGACCGUCGCAGAAGCACUUCGUCAGGGUUGGGUUGAGCCUGAAGAGGAGGAUGUCCGCCCUGCAGAUGAUACCAGAGAGGACGACCAAAGCAUGUUCGUUCCGGAGGCGAAGACAACUUCGAUAUCCGCCGCUUCGUCAUUCUUUGGCGCUUCACUCAAUCCUCAGGCUGCCCCCUUCGCACCGACGUUUGGACAGAGUCCUGCCUCGUCGAGUUUGAACAAGCCGCCGGCACUCUCCGGGUUUGGUUCUUCUGGCUCGUUCAACAUCGGUUCUUCCACCAAGCCAACAAACGAGUCUCCGUUUGGGAAGCCAUUGAAAACCGGUGGCUUUGGAUCCCUCGACCCAUCAACCUCCACUACUUCUACAGGAACCUUUGCCAAAUCGACUCUUACUCAACAACAGCAAACAUCGACGUUCGGCUCUGCUGGAUUCACGCCAUCCAAGACACCACCUCCCGCAACGUUUGGACAACCCGCACCGCCAGCACAGAAAGAAAACCAACCUUUCAGCUUGGGCGGAUUCACUGCUAAAGUUCAAGAAGCAUCUACUGGCUUACAAGGCGAUGGAAUUGCCGCGCCUGCGCCUGCAUACAGUUUUGGCCGACAAUCUUUCGUCCCUUUGACAUCUUCAAUCUCGAACGUCACUCCUCCUGCGCCCGCCUUUGGCCAGCUAUCAGUGGCACCAUCGACAGUAUCUGUCGCGCCACCAGCCAAGCAAGCGAACACCCCAGCGACGGCUCCAGUAUCAACACCGUUUGCAUUCGCUUCGUUCACACAAUCGUCUUCUCCUUCUGCGACGUCUGUACAGGUAUCUGGAGGCCUAACUGCUCCAUCAACUCGCACAUCCGUCGAGAAACCUACAAGCCAACCAGUCCUUGCCCAGUCAACAUCAGAGUCGGAGGGGCGUUCUCCAUCGACCAUAACUCCAUCAGCCUCGUCCUCACAGCCGACCCAAAGUCCCCUUUUCAAAUCCGGUGCCGCAGGUUCUUCUUUUCCGCCCCGACCGUCAUCGACUCCUGAUCCUAUUCCGAAGCCUCCUUUGCAGAAGUUCAAUUUCCCAACUGCGGCAACUCCAGCCACGACCUCCGAGGACCAGCGCUCAAGCCAGCAACCUGAUACAACAACAGUGACUCCGAGUUCAACCUUGAAAGAUCAUCCUCAUCGCAGCACUACCCCUCCUUGUUCUCCUCGUCAGCCCCCGCCCAAGCCAGUCUUCACUCAAACAGACCGAAACAAGCUUGCAGGAAAUAUCGCCAGAAUUGCAUUGACACAACAGAGGGGAUUGCUUGACAGCUACCUCGAAUUCACUCUACGUGAUCUUGUGACUACCGCCUUCAACCAACAUCGACUAGAAGUGCGCGACGCUGCCAUUGUAUCUGUUCGUGAACGUAUCCUCGCACGCAAGUUUGGGUAUCUCUGGCGAACCCGCGCAUGGACCAGUGCUUUGAAUCGUCGGGCGAAAACCAGACGACAGCUCUUUGCAGAGACAAUUCGAGCGGAACAAGCUAGGAAACAGAGAACAGAAGAGGAACUUGAGGAGAUACUCAGAGCGACAAAGGAAAGCAAACAGCUACAAAAAGAGGUUCAACAGGCUGUUCAAGCAGGAAACCCCCCGGCGGCCUUGCCAAACGGUGCAGAGGCCAGCAAGCUUGCAGGGCGCAAACGCAAGAGCUUCUCUGGUGCGAACUCAACAAUGAAUGGGACACCCUCAGUGUCCGGACAUAAAAGGUCGAAAACAAUGAGCGUUUCUUCAGAUCCCACAGCCUCUACAACGAGCCACAGACCGCCCGUCCCCGGUUUCAGGGUAUCCACUUCAAGGCCUCCACAACAUGUCUCCAUCUUCUCCCGCAGCUCGACACUCAGUCAAUCAGCAUCUGCUCAGAGACUCGACACCACACGCACGGAUUAUUUCAGGCUCAAAGCUAUGGGUGUCGAUCCAGACACGCCGAUCAUUCCUGACACUAAGCAGACGCUGGCUCUCCGGCGACAAAAAGAAGCUGAAGAGAGACAAGCAAGUAUUCGGAGAGCGAACCGACGCCUAAGGCCUUCUCUGUCUUCUGAUCACAGCUCUCCUGCACCGAUGCUCCCCUCUGUGAUAGCUGAUUCUCCGAUGCCCGAUGCGAAUCCAGAACCGCAACCGACUCCCCGUCUGCCACCUCCAGUAGAAGAUGACUUCUUGAAGGAAAUCAGACAAGCGCGUGAAGCAAUGGAAGAACAGAUUGAAUGGUUCAAGCAGCAAUCUGUCUCACUUGAGGAGAUUGAGCAAGAGGAAGAUUUCCAAGGAAGCCAAAGCGGCCGUGAACAGAGUAGCCCUAGUUCGGCAAGUGGCAUGCUGCGGGUCAACGGCUACGAGUACCUCCCGGCAUCGAGUAGAGCAGGUUCAAGUCUAUCGCGCACUGAAAGGAGGAUACGCGAAACUGGGGCUCACGGACUGGCCACCAAACCCCUCCGAACAGUUUCGCAGUACGUCCCUGUUGCAAUGUCCAAGAAGAGCGCACGGGAUUACUCUCAGGGUUCCAAUAUCUCGAGCCCAGGGAGAAAACGGGCGCACCAUGAUGUGGAUUCAGCGUCGAAUGAUAGGGGAACGGAUCGGACCUCUGAAUCUCAUCCUGCCUCCAAACGACCUCGAGCGGCACCGCAUAAGACCACAAACCGCACUACCAACUCCUCGAGAUCAAACCAUUUUCCCAGAAACCAAGGCAUCAAUCCUUUUGGUUCGCUUCAGUCACCUCAGUCUGACGAUCAGGAGGGGGAUUUGGAAAGCGACGGAGACGACCAAGAUCAGGACGAACUGUACGAUGACGACGAGAGCGUUUCCGAGAACGGGUAUCCGGCAGAUGCACGCAACGGCACUUAUACCAGCGAUGAAGUUGAAGAUGUGUCGGAAGAGGAGGAAGAAAAUGGAUAUCAUCUUGGGCAAGGAAGCGGGGAGGAGGAACACGAGGACGAGGAAGAUGAGAUGGGGGAGGACACCAACGACCAGCUCGAGGACGAUGAGUCGGAUGAAGGAGACGAAGAAGACAGGCAAUACAACUAUCCUGCAUAUCUCCAAGCGCGACAGGAUGAAUUUGACGACGCCGAAACGCCUCUGACGAAUCCGCAGCUCAGCCGGGCCACCAGCAGCGCACCUGGCAACAGCGCGGACGACGCACUGGUUCUGAGCGACAGUGACUGA
This is a messenger RNA of Fonsecaea nubica, 4842 nucleotides long. RefSeq lists its product as hypothetical. Lineage: Eukaryota; Fungi; Ascomycota; Eurotiomycetes; Chaetothyriales; Herpotrichiellaceae. Gene Ontology annotation, cellular component: transcription export complex 2; cytoplasm; nucleus. The coding region runs from base 1 to 4842 and encodes 1613 amino acids. The record is from RefSeq and is a predicted model, not a curated record. The transcript has 7 exons. Gene Ontology annotation, biological process: mRNA export from nucleus.